Molecule: messenger RNA, 3632 nt
Organism: Calypte anna (Anna's hummingbird)
Lineage: Eukaryota; Metazoa; Chordata; Aves; Apodiformes; Trochilidae
Gene: PLEKHG5
Product: pleckstrin homology and RhoGEF domain containing G5
Exons: 20
Coding region: 88-2973 (961 amino acids)
Biological process (GO): Rho protein signal transduction; endothelial cell migration
Cellular component (GO): endocytic vesicle; plasma membrane; axon
Molecular function (GO): guanyl-nucleotide exchange factor activity
Source: RefSeq, a predicted model, not a curated record
GUAUGCCAGCACACAGAAUGCCAGCAGCUGAGCCCCCGCAGCCCCCUCGUCCUGUGUGAGCCUGGUGCCCACCACCUCCAUGGCACCAUGCACUUUGAUGGCCACAUCUCCUUCGACCUGCCCCCACAAGGCUCCAUCCUCGCCCGCAACAUGUCAACUCGCUCCUGCCCCCCACGCACCAGCCCUGCCUCUGAUGUGGAUGAGGAGGAGGAGGGAGCAGUGGAUAGCAGAGGGGAGCAGAGGAACUCAGCGCUGAAGCUGCCCAAGAAGAAAGCAUGGCGCAGGCACACAGACGACCCCAGCAAGGAGUGUUUCACCCUGAAGUUCGACCUCAGUGUUGACAUCAAGGCAGAGAUUGUGCCAGCUGCAAAGAAGAAGUCCCUGGGGGAGGUGCUGCUGCCAGUCUUCGAGAGGAAGGGCAUUGAGCUGGGCAAGGUGGACAUCUUCCUGGACCAGUCUCACACGCCACUCUCCCUCCAGUUUGACGCCUACCGGUUCGGGGGGCACUACCUGCGGGUGAAAGCUAAGCCUGGGGAUGAGCUGACAGUGGAGCAGGCAGCGUGGGAUGCCAGGUCGGCUGGCCUGCCCAUCCUGCACCCUGCCUGCACCGCCACAUCCCUCGGGCCAAUGUCAGAGCUGGGACGCCAGGAGGGACCCGACAGUCUGGCUCCGGGCCGGCGGAGGAAGAACAUGACAGAGUUUCUGGGAGAUGCCAGUAUCCCCAGCCCUGAGCUGGCCCCCCAUGGCAGUGGCUCCCUACCUGCCAACGGCACCGACACCUGGAAGAACCGUGCCGCCAGCCGCUUCAGUGGAUUCUUUGGCUCCGGCAGCAGCACGGGCUCCUUCGGGCGGGAGACGGAGAAGCUGGAGCAGCUGGUGAGCAGGCUCCAUGCCUACGGCACCAUCGGGCUGCCCAAGAUGCCACCCCAGCUCUGCUUUGACCGUGACUCCUGGGAGGAGGAUGGGGACGAGGCUGGACUGGCACUAGAGGACAGCUGGCAGCAGAUCAUCCGGGGUGCAGAGGCCCUGUCGCGCCGGCAGUGCCACCAGCAGGAAGCCAUCUGGGAGCUGCUUCACACCGAGGCCACCUACAUCCGCAAGCUCAAAGUCAUCACCGACCUCUUUCUCUGCUGCCUGCUGAACCUGCAGGAGUUGGGGCUGCUCUGCGAGGUGGAUGCUGAGAAGCUCUUUGGCAACAUUGGAGAAAUCAUCCAGUUGCACCGCAAGCUGUGGCGCAGUGUCAUGGCCCCAGUGCUGGCCAAGGCGCGCCAGACCGGGGCACCACUCGACCCCAUUGACUUCCUCAGUGGCUUCAAGAUGUUUGGCUCCCUCUUCGAGCCCUACGUGCGGUACUGCAUGGAGGAGGAGGGCUGCAUGGAGUAUAUGCGGGCACUGCUGCGGGACAGCGAGCUCUUCCGUGCCUACGUGACGUGGGCCGAGAAGCACGAGCAGUGCAGCCGCCUGAAGCUGAGCGACAUGUUGGUGAAGCCCCACCAGCGCCUCACCAAGUACCCAUUGCUCCUCAAGUCUGUGCUGAAGAAGACAGACGACCCACGCGCUCGUGAUGCCAUCACCACCAUGAUUGGCUCCGUGGAGCGUUUCAUCAACCACGUCAACUCGCGGAUGUGCCAGCGGCAGGAGCAGCAGCGCCUGGCUGCCAUCCUCAGCCGCAUCGAUGCCUACGAGGUGGUAGAGGGCAGCACGGAUGAGGUAGACAAGCUGCUGAAGGAGUUCCUGCGGCUGGACCUGAUGGCCCCCAUUCCUGGCACCUCCCCGGAGGACACCCGGCAGCUCCUUCUCGAGGGAAGCCUGCGGAUGCGGGAAGGUAAAGACAGCAAGAUGGACGUCCACUGCUUUCUCUUCACCGAUCUCUUCCUCAUCACCAAGCCCCUCAAGAAGGCCGAGCGCACCAAGGUGGUCCGACAGCCCCUGCUGAUGGACAAGGUCGUCUGCCGGGAGCUGAGGGACCCGGGCUCCUUCCUUCUCAUCUACCUGAACGAGCUUGGGAGUGCCGUGGCCGCCUACACCUUCCAGGCCAGCGGGCAGUGCCGCAGCUGGGUUGAGGCAGUGCGCAACGCCCAGAACCUGCUGCAGCGGCUGCGGCAGCGCCGGCGGUUGGAGGAGGAGGAGAAGGAGGAAGAGGAGGAGGGUGAGAGCGGUGCCUCGGCCACCAGCUCACCCACUGUCCGGCGCCACGGCAGCACCAGCCUGGACUCACAGCAGUGCCCCUCUGAUGGCUCAACUGAGACCCUUGCCCUGGUGGCAGUGGACGGCGGUGGUGAACUCUCCUCCCCGGACUGGGACACGGGGCCCUUCAGCUCGACCUCGGACGGCUCCUCCAUCGGCACCAGAACCUCCGCUGAGACCCCUACCCAGGAGCUGCCUGCGGGUGCCCUACCUGUACCCGUGCCCCACGGUGCGGAGCCCCCCACUGGUGGCUGCCGCUCGUCCUCUAUCGACAGCGCCUACGGCACGCUCUCUCCUGCCUCCCUGCGGGACUUCAGCCAGCAGCCAGAGGGACAGGAGCCUUCCCCGGCCCCGCGGCCCCCCUCGCCCCGGCUGCGCCGCCGUACGCCUGUACAGCUCCUGCCCUGCCCGGUCAGGGUGCUCAAGUCCAAGUCGGAGGCCAGUCUGCCCCAGCUCCUGCUCCCUGGCUCCCCAGCCCCCCUCAGCCAAAGCCGCAGCCUCUCUGACCUCUGCACCGGCCCCGCUCGGACUCUUGCCCAAGCUCUCGCCCCCGCGGCUGCCCCCAGCAGCAGUGGCAGCUCUACCUCUGAGCUUUCGGAGCCAGAGGAGCCUGUGGAGAGCCGAGCAUCCCUCCCCAGGGAGCUCAGUCACCACCCCCAUCCCGCUGCCCAUCGCACCCUCUCAGACCCGCAGCCAGCACAGCACCGCAAGCUGACUCCGGCGCAGCUCUACCGGAUCCGGACCACGCUGGUGCUCAACUCCACGCUGACUGCCUCGGAAGUCUGAGAGCUGUGGGUCAGCAACAAUGGAUGUCUGGUCACACUGAUGAGCUGCUCCCACUUCUAACUGUGGCGUACUGCUGGGGCCAGGCAUAGCAGCUGCUGGGAUGCCAUGCUGGUGCGCACGCAGAUGGGGAUGCAGACUGGUCCCCUUGGCGAGAACAUGCCCCAGGCAGGGCAGCACGAGGCUGCCUCCUCCCUGGAGUGGGGAUGGACAUGGCUCAUGUAAAACCCUAGCCCACAGAGAUGAAGGUUGUUGGUCGUGGCCCAGCCACCCUACAGUGUGUUGGGCAGGUGGCCCUGGGGCUGUGGGGUGGCUCCAAUGAGUGAGGAAGGAAUGACGAUGUUGGCAGUGGUGAGUGAGGAAGGUGAUGAGAGGGACAUGGUGCCAGUGGCACAGUGCUGCAAGCAGUGCAGUGAGGAGGCUGGGGCUGGUGGCAGGAGGGAAUGGUGCUGAGCUGGGGUGGGCAGUGGUCCCAGGGUCUGGCUGGUGGCCCCAGUGUCUGGCUGUGGCAAGGUUUGCUCUGUGGGGUGGGUUGGGUGGCAGCACCUGGGGACAAACCAUGGGAGUCACAGGGGGAUGUGGUGGUGGCCAGAGCACCAGCUGCCAUCCUGUGCCAGGCUGUACUCCACAUCAAGCAAUAAACCAGCUGGUGCACACCGGCA